GAGAUGAAUGAAGACCCAAAUAAAGACAAUGCAUAUUGUACCAAAUGCAAGCAACCAGGACAUAAAUCGAUGUGUUCAGAAGUGGAAGGCUGAUAAGUACUCGGAAACCCCUAGAAGGGUGCCACUGAUUGUGUUUGGUGCUGGUAUGUUUGGCAAAGAUGUGGUGUUGUCGGUAAACUUUUUACAACUCUGAAGAAACGUGAGGCU
Messenger RNA from Mycotypha africana, 207 nucleotides. RefSeq lists its product as uncharacterized. The transcript has a single exon. The record is from RefSeq and is a predicted model, not a curated record. NCBI's taxonomy places the organism in Eukaryota, Fungi, Mucoromycota, Mucoromycetes, Mucorales, Mycotyphaceae. The coding region runs from base 8 to 193 and encodes 61 amino acids.